UUGAAUAUAGGUUAUGUUGUGUACAUUCUUAUCAGUCAGGUGCUCAGUUCGUCAGAUCUGUGUGCAGAGUAAUAUUUAUUUUUAUACAGUGAAUAGCUUUAUCAUCGUAAGGCUAUUACUUUAAUAUUGCAUAAUAAGUCAAUCAUGUGAUGCUCCCCUACAAAGCAGCAAGUUUCACUAGUAGGCUAUUUAAUCUCAAUUAUGGGAGAGAAUUGCAAGAACUGUACAAGUUUAUGACAUGUAUUACCUAAUCAUUCUGUUUCUAUGAAUUUGCAGCAUUUAGUGAGUUAAUGCAAGAAAUAAGUAUUUUUACUCUUCACUAAAAGCUGGUUCCAGAACAGGACAAUAAGUUUUGUAACUGAAUAUAGUCUAUUUGCAUUCUAGACCUACUGUACUGUAAGUUACUUCACAUUCAAAUCGUUACAAUAUGUCUGAAGGUAGAAUCCUUUCUAUCCAAAGUCAUGUUGUCGCUGGAUAUGUUGGAAACAAAUGUGCUACAUUUCCAUUGCAGACAUUGGGCUUCGAGGUAGAUGCUAUCAACUCAGUUCAGCUAUCAAAUCAUACCGGAUACACGAUAGUAAAAGGGCAAAUACUCAAUGAGAAGAACCUGGAUGACCUGAUAAGUGGCCUUAUAGAAAACUCACUGCAUGACUAUAGUCAUCUACUGACUGGUUAUGUUGGAUCGCCUACUUUCUUGACAGAGAUUUCAAAAACUGUUGGAGAGUUGCGGAAGAAAAAUCCAAAAUUAGUUUAUGUUUGUGAUCCUGUGAUGGGCGACAAUGGUAGAAUGUAUGUACCUGAAUCAUUACUUGAAAUCUACAAAACUUGUAUCAUUCCUCUGGCUGAUAUCAUCACUCCCAACCACUAUGAACUAGAGCUGCUGACAGGGAAGCCCGUGAAGUCCAUCCAAGAUGCUUGGGUAGCGAUAGACAAGCUGCAUGACAAAGGAUGUAAAACUGUGGUCAUAUCAUCAACGGAUCUAGGCACUGAAAACACUUUACUUGCUAUUGCCAGCUCAAAAACAAAUGGAAAACGGGAGAGAAUACUGAUGAACAUUCCGCUGCUUGAUGCCAAUUUCACCGGAACCGGAGACUUGUUCACUGCACUCUUCUUAGCUUGGAUGACCAAAACAGGCAACAACCUCCAGCUUUCCUUGGAGAAGACUAUAGACACUGAACAGGCCAUAUUAAAAAGGACUCUUUCCCGUGCAAAAAGUCUGGCUGGUGCUGGCAAUAAACCGUCUCGUGAGCAUCUCGAACUGAGACUAAUAGAAUCCAAGAGAGAUAUUGAGAAUCCAGAAACCCUCUGCAGAUGUGAAGUUAUUGAAUAAGCAUUCCAUGACAAUAAAAACAAUAACUAACCAAGUCUUCCAAGAUGACCAAAUAAAGGAGUUACCAUGUACUAUUCGCAUUGCCCUGGAUGUAGACAAUUACGCAAAGGCUUUAGCGAACCCAGUGCAUCGACAGCUGACAUGUUGAGUAUUUAUAGAGUUUUAUCAUUUGUUGGAUUUAUUGUUCAAAAUAAAUUAUAAAUCUGUUUUUAAUUCAUAUGCUUAA
Nilaparvata lugens (brown planthopper) is the source of this 1556-nucleotide messenger RNA. Its product is annotated as pyridoxal kinase. Gene Ontology annotation, molecular function: pyridoxal kinase activity. The coding region runs from base 428 to 1330 and encodes 300 amino acids. The transcript is spliced from 8 exons. Gene Ontology annotation, biological process: pyridoxal 5'-phosphate salvage. The record is from RefSeq and is a predicted model, not a curated record. Gene Ontology annotation, cellular component: cytosol. NCBI's taxonomy places the organism in Eukaryota, Metazoa, Arthropoda, Insecta, Hemiptera, Delphacidae.